Dendronephthya gigantea is the source of this 1344-nucleotide messenger RNA. Its product is annotated as transmembrane protein 248-like. Lineage: Eukaryota; Metazoa; Cnidaria; Anthozoa; Malacalcyonacea; Nephtheidae. Bases 113 to 1006 code for a protein of 297 amino acids. The transcript has 7 exons. The record is from RefSeq and is a predicted model, not a curated record.
ACAUGGCUGCCAAUCGAUAACUGAUAAUUGUUCCGAAAGCCAAAAGAAAACAUCAAAAAACAGCAAACAAUCCAUCUAAAGGCGACCAGAACUACGAUCAGAUAAAGGAGCAAUGCUUUUGGACCUCCCUCGACGUUAUUGCAGGAAUUUAACGGCGUUUAUUGUGUCAAAACCACCUUGUGUUGUUUUCACAAUAUGCCUGUGCUGUUUGGCUAUAGCACUGUUCUGGCUGGGUUAUUACGUUAACAAUAACGAUGUCGUUGAUCCUGAAGCUGAGAAGGAUUGGAAUGAUUUCUUAACAAGUCUUAGUAAUGUUCAGUUUUGCAUUGACAAAGUCAAUAGCAAAGUCAAUCAACACAGACCGAAGUCUAUUAAUGGUACAAAGAAAAGAGGCCAGAACUCAAAAUAUGAAUCCCCAACUUCAACAUAUGGUCUACAGCUGAUUUCAAUUCCGUUGAAAAUUGGUGUCCAUGUCCGAAAUAAGGAUCACUUUCUUCAUGGAAACAUCACCCAUCUGACGGCACUGAUGGACGCACCUACUGUUGGAUCUGGUCUUUUCAGGAGAAAAAUGAAUUUGACAUUUUCGCUGUCAAAAGUCUGGGACACAGAAGAGAGAAAGUGUAACAAGAAGAAUAAUUUAUGUAAACUUCCACAAGGGUACUUUCACAGUUGCGUCACAAUUCUUGCACCUCGAGAAGCACUUCCUGAAUGGAAGCCAGAGACUUGUAACUCAACUUCAUUUAGUUCAUUGACAAAUAUGAAAGCUCUGACAAAGAAAAGUCAACAUUCAAAAUGUGAAUCGGGUGCAGUUAUCUACUUUAAACAUCCGGUCGACCUUGAAGUUCGUGAGAAGCUUUCAGUGGAUGAACGGGCCAAGGCAAACCUUCAUUUGCAAGUGACAAGUUAUUUCCUAUUUAUUCUUGUGAUUUCAUCCAUCAUUUAUGGUAUGCUUAAAGGAAAACCUCUGAAAUCCAAAAAGGUAACCUUUGAGUCCAACGGUUUGUAACAAGAUAAUAUUGUUAAACAAAUAUUCACAUGUUGUUACUAGUGCAAACUAGUUUUUGGAUCAGUUUGUUUUGAUCGAUAAAUGCCGUUGAAUUGGAGGCAGGAUCAAGUUAUAAAAGCUGUUGUAAACGGCCCCAGCAAGUGACAAAUAAGAAUUAAUUGUAAUUUAUUCCUUGCAUUUACAAUAUUUUAUUUAUUAGUGCUUGUUUUCAAUGCUUAUAUAAUUCACACAUUAAAUUUGUAUUUAUUUCCUAAAUUACAACCCUCUGGCUUGUUAAAUAGGUGUAGAUGGUAAUAAAUUAUUGACGAAUAGCCGUAGAUGAGACAAUUUUUUAAUAA